Molecule: messenger RNA, 777 nt
Organism: Peronospora matthiolae
Lineage: Eukaryota; Oomycota; Peronosporomycetes; Peronosporales; Peronosporaceae
Source: the annotation of a GenBank genome assembly
AUGAGCGCGUGGGAGCAAUGGGGUGGCAAGAAACCUGCGACGAGUAAGUUGCAGGGCGCCCAAGACGCCCUGCAUAGCCUGAUGCGCUCGUCUGCGGUAUCUACCGCGCCUACUGCUGGUAGCGAAAGCACUGGUAGCGUCAACUCGGUGUUCCAAAAGGCGUGGGACUCGGCUCGUGAGUUUACAAAAGACGCGGUCACUGCGCCAAAAGACGCGACGGACACGCUAGAAAGCGGGCAAAGAGACGGGGCAGUCGAUGACGCCAGUGUCGCCAAAUCGUGGUUUGGAAGAAAGAGCGCAAGUAAUCGAAGCGGGCUCGCGGUCCCGAGUAUGAGUUGGAAUGCGAGGUUCAAGUAUUUUGUAGGCAUGACUCUACUCGGGAUGCUGUUUUUCGGCAUGGCUUCGAUCUUUCUACCAUUGAUCAUGAUUCGUCCAUCCAAGUUUGCGCUGAGUUUUACCCUGGGCAGCAUGUGCUGUAUGAGUGCUGUUGCAAUGCUGAAAGGCCCAGCGGCAUAUGCUGUCGAACUCGUGCAGCCGAAUCGACUGCUGCUGACUAGCGCGUACUUUGUGACACUUGGGUGCACGCUGUACAGUUGUUUGAUAUUGGGCGACUACGUGUUCGUCGUGCUGAGCUCAGUCUUGCAGUUAAUGACGUUGGGAUCGUUUGCGCUGUCGGCGUUCCCUAGCGGUCCGUCGAGCCUAAGAGCAUUUACGACGCUGUUUUGGAAAUCAGCGCGCAGUAUGGUGCAAGCGAUCACUCGCGUUUUGAUGAGGUGA